Messenger RNA from Mauremys reevesii (Reeves's turtle), 5027 nucleotides. It is a transcript of the gene ANKRD27, whose product is annotated as ankyrin repeat domain 27. The record is from RefSeq and is a predicted model, not a curated record. Gene Ontology annotation, molecular function: guanyl-nucleotide exchange factor activity; SNARE binding. The coding region runs from base 299 to 3589 and encodes 1096 amino acids. Gene Ontology annotation, cellular component: transport vesicle; early endosome; neuron projection. Lineage: Eukaryota; Metazoa; Chordata; Testudines; Geoemydidae. Gene Ontology annotation, biological process: neuron projection morphogenesis; early endosome to late endosome transport. The transcript is spliced from 30 exons.
GCAGGAAGUAGCUCCGCGGCUUCUCUUCCCAGCGCUGUGCUGCUCGGCGUGCCUAGGCUCCACCUUCGUAGGCUGCUGAUUGAGUGGACGCUGCCUCAGUCGCGGGAGAAGCCGGGGCUCAUUGGCUUGGCGGAGCUGGGCUGCUGUGGUGCACCGCCCGCCUGGGAUCCUGGUAGGGCUUGGUUGAAAUACACAGCAGUUAGGGGGGAACCGGACGGCUAGUGGUUCUCUGUGUCUGGGGAGGAAGUGAGACAAUGUUACCUUUGUAAAAAAUAUCUUUGGAAUCUCUGACGUCCAUAUGGCUAUGUAUGAUGAAGAUCUCUUGAAAAAUCCUUUUUAUUUGGCUAUUCAGAAACAUCGUCCUGACCUUUGCAGGAAAGUUGCAGAAUACCAUGGUAUUAUAUUAGUACCGUGCAAAGGGAGCUUUUCAAGCAGCAGUCUCUCUACCUGCCAAUUUGAUUCCUAUGUUUUAAAACCAGUGGAAGAAAAAUUUCAGACCUUAAAUGGAAAGGAAAUCUUUAUCCAGGGAAACUUGAUUAUUUUAGGAACUGGUUUUAAUCAUCAUCUCUCAGUACCUGUUCUCUUUGAGGAAACAUUCUACAAUGAAAAAGAAGAAAGUUUUAGCUUAUUGUGUAUAGCUCAUCCCCUGGAAGAAUCUGAAAUCUUAGAAGAAUUUAAAACCCCAUCAAAAUCUUAUUCCCUGAAAAAUAUUGAGGAUGUGAGAGAGUUUUUGGGAAGACACUCUGAAAGAUUUGACAAACACAUUGCAUCUUUCCAUAGGACUUUUAAAGACCAUGAAAGAAAAAGCCUACGACAUUACAUAGAUUCUGUUAAUGCACUUUACACCAAAUGCCUCCAGCAUUUAUUGAGGGAUUCUCACUUGAGGAUGCUUGCAAAGCAGGAAUCUCAGAUGAAUCUGAUGAAACAAGCAGUUGAAAUGUAUGUACAUCAUGAUGUUUAUGAUCUGAUCUUUAAAUAUGUGGGAACUAUUGAGGCAAGUGAGGAUGCAGCCUUUAACAAAAUUACAAGAAGCCUCCAAGAUCUCCAGCAAAAAGAUAUUGGAGUUAAGCCUGAAUUCAGCUUUAAUAUUCCACGUGCAAAGCGAGAAUUGGGUCAGCUGAAUAAAUGCACCUCCCCACAACAGAAGCUGAUCUGUCUUCGAAAAGUGGUGCAAAUUAUUAUGCAGUCUCCUAGCCAAAGAGUUAACAUGGAGACCAUGUGUGCAGAUGAUCUUCUCUCUGUGUUACUGUAUCUGCUUGUAAAAACAGAGAUUCCUAACUGGAUGGCAAAUUUGAGUUACAUCAAAAACUUCAGGUUUUGCAGUUCAGCAAAGGAUGAACUGGGAUACUGCCUGACCUCUGUUGAGGCUGCUAUAGAAUAUAUCCGACAAGGAAACCUCUCUGACAGACCAACAGAAUCUGAGAGGUUUAGUGACAAGUUCUUGAGACAAAGAAUGAACUUGCUGUCCCAGAUGUCCACAACCCCAAUAGAUUGCUUGUUCAAGUAUAUUGCUUCAGGUAACCAGGAGGAAGUGGAACGAUUACUAAGUCAAGGUGACAGUGAUAAAGACACUGUACAGAAAAUGUGUCACCCACUCUGUUUCUGUGACAAUUGUGAGAAACUGGUUUCUGGGAAAAUGAAUGAUCCUUCCAUUGUCACUCCGUUUUCCAGAGAUGACAGGGGAUACACACCACUUCAUAUAGCUGCUAUUUGUGGGCAAGCGUCAUUAAUUGACCUGUUAGUUUCCAAAGGAGCUGUAGUCAGUGCUACAGAUUACCACGGUUCAACACCUCUUCACCUUGCCUGUCAGAAAGGAUAUCAGAACGUUACACUUCUCUUAUUGCACUAUAAGGCAAGUACAGAUGUUCAAGACAAUAAUGGCAAUACUCCACUUCAUUUAGCCUGCACUUACGGUCAUGAGGAUUGUGUCAAAGCUUUAGUCUAUUAUGAUGUACACUCUUGUAGACUAGAUACUGGUAACGAAAAAGGAGAUACUCCCCUCCAUAUAGCUGCUCGUUGGGGCUAUCAAGGAAUAAUAGAAGUGCUGCUGCAGAAUGGAGCCAACCCAGAUAUUCAAAACCGUAUGAAAGAGACUUCCCUGCAGUGUGCAUUAAAUUCCAAGAUUUUAUCAUUGAUGGAAUUAAACUACAUAACGUUUGAAAGGGGACAGAGUGCUUCUGAGUCUCCAGUUAGGUCUCCUCAGCAUUCAGCAGACACCUUCAGCAGAGGAUCAUCUGUCUCCAGCUUGUCAUCAGCGUCAGCAGAUACCAGACAAGAAGAAGUUAAAAAUAAUUACAAAGAGAUAGAAAAACUCUUACGAGCAGUUGCUGAUGGAGAUCUGGAAAUGGUUCGCUAUCUUUUGGAAUGGAUGGAGGAAGAUGUAGAAGAAGCAGACGAAGCUGACGAUACAGUGAAGCCAGAGCUCUGUCACCCAUUAUGCCAGUGCUCAAAAUGUGAGCCAAUACAAAAGAAGCUUGCAAGAAUCCCUGCUAAUGGACUUGGAAUAAAUGUUACAAACCAGGAUGGCUUUACACCACUACAUGUGGCUGCACUGCAUGGGCACCCUGAGUUAGUUUACCUUUUGUUGAAACACGGUGCCAAUAUCAGUGCAAAGAAUAUGAACCAUGCUGUACCUCUUCAUCUGGCUUGUCAGAAAGGUCACUUUCAGGGACUCCCUCCCGAAUCCAAAACGGUGAUGGGACUUGCAGGACACUGCAGCAUCCAGCAGUUUUUCCAACAAGCCUGUCAUGCUUUUCAGGUAGUAAAGUGUCUAGUGGAUUGCAAUGCUAAACAAAAUAAAAAGGAUGUACAUGGAAAUACUCCCUUAAUUUAUGCUUGCUUGAAUGGCCAACAUGAGAUUGCUGCCUUGUUGUUAGAGCAUGGGGCCUCUGUUAACCUUUCUAACAGCAAGGGAAAUACAGCACUGCAUGAGGCUGUGAUAGGAAAACAUGAAGCCUUGGUAGAGCUGUUACUUCAGAAUGGUGCUUCGAACCACAUUAGGAACAAAAGGCAGUGUACACCUCUUGACUGUGCUGAGCUGAAUUCAAAUAUCAUGAAGUUGCUACAAACAGCACCAAGCUAUGCACCAACAUCAGCGGAGGGAGGAGAAACAGACUAUGAGCAGCAUGUUACUAUCAAGAUCAGGAAAAAAGUAAAUGUUAAGUUACCUGAGACAGCAGAUGAUCCCAUCAGCAGACGACUUCAACUGGUCCAAUCAAUCAACAGAUUUAACAAAUCAAAAUAUUUACGGAGAACAAUAACAAGAGAUAAAAGUGUCCCUAAUUUUGAUGACGAAUUAUUGCAUCAGUUAGCUAUUAAGAGCUUUGAUAAGACCAAGUUAAAGCCUAUUGACCAGAUGUUGGACCAGAGUAAAGUUAAGAUUAUUGAUGCAGAAAGCAAUGGUGAACCUGUGAAACAGGAUGAUGUGAUAGAUGCUCCUCUUAGAAGUACACUAAUGCACCGAAGACAUACAGUUAGUGUGGCACUUUCAGCAGAGAAUGUCAGUGAUGACAGUGAUUUAUCCAACACAAGAGAUCCAAGUAUUUCACUGUCAAAAGACUGUUCUGGUGACUUGCUAUCAAAACACUAACAAGGAAGUGUGAAUUUGCUGCCAAAAACUAAAGAACCAGGUGGUGCCAGUUUCAAGAUCCUCCUGCUGGGCAUUAAAGAAUUAAAUGAAGCUUAGAAACUGCUCUCAAAAAUGGAUCAUAAAGAUGAAUCUUUAGCAAAGGCAGAAUGUUCCCGUAUGGCUUGCACUUUUGAAGACUGAAUCCUCUGUUUAUCGUGGAAACCCCUCCCCAGCCAAUUUGUGACUGAUUUCAGGAAACUGAAACAUAUUGAAAUGUCAAAGUAUUUAGACAGAAAGAAGUGAUUGUUUCCCAUUCCACUGUCAAAGCACUUAUUAAGAAAUUACUUAUAACAGUAGAGGAGAGAGGCUAUAUGGGUACUUUCUAGCUACCCACUCCUGUUUUUUAAAAGGCAUUGAAUUGUUUUUUUCUUUUCAGUUUUUGUCACUAAAUUGGUUAUAUUUAUUGCCAGAAGGAAUUCAAAAGUCUCUAUUUUUAUUAUAAUGCUAUGAACCACUAUAGUGUUUAUUUAAUAGCAUUUUAGAAAUUAAUGUAAUUUCUGUAUGUUGCAACUGGCUGCGCAAACAGUCCAUAAAAAUUUACAGUAUGAUGUAAAAACCUUUAAAUGAGAUGAACAUGAACAGUAGUAUCCUGCACUCCCUAUAUAGACAAAGCGCCCACUGAUUUCAGUGGAACAUUUACCUGCAUAGGGUCUGUAGGAUCAUGUACUACUGGGAAUGAAAUAAAGUAAAAUGCUCUUGACACAGAACAGCUUUGGACUGAAGAAUGUUCAGAUCCCAAUUAAAAUAUUCAUGUUUGUGUAGAAACAAACAUGCUUAACACACACAGUUGGCUUUUCUCCCUGAACAAAUAAGACAAAGCCACACACAUUCACACUUCUGCACGAAGCCUACAGCUACUAGGUAAGUGAUCUGGCAGGAAAAGUAAGAGUUUGCAGAAACUGGCUGCAUGUUAUCCUGUUUUAAAAGGUGAUAUUUUAAAGGAUGCUCAUAGAUAACUAGAUGGAAGCUUAGAUGUGGAACUUGUUUCUUAACAUAUUUUCAGUUUAAAUUUUCUUUUAAAAAAGUGUGAAUUAAAAAGAGACUGCAAUAGCACAAUUCAGAUUCUUAAUGAUAGUUUUGGUUUACAGGUGGUCACAUCCAAUUAACUUUUUUUUUUUUUAUAAAAUAGUAAUAUAGACCAUUUUGAUUUUUUAUGGUGGUAUUGAUACCAUGCUUAGGGCACUGUGAAAUUGGAGGACUUCCCAUGUGACUGUUUUCAAAUAGACUUUUAAUGAGAGAAGUAAAAGGUGCAGCCUGUGCACCCCACUGAAAAAACUCUAAGAUGAAGGUUGCAUGUAUAUUUUUCUAAAUAAUUUGGGUUCAUUUAAUUUUCUAACUUGCCUUGGAUUUGUGCCAAAUGUUGGAAAAGAAAAAUAGUAAAAGUAAUGAUUCUUGAAAA